AUGGAAGCUGAAACCCACCAGCUACUUCUAAAAUACAUUUUUUUAGCGAAGUGUUUUUUACUUGCCAUGGGUAAGGGCUCAAAUGUUCAGAAGAAGCAAGCGGCUCGUGCUCGCCACGAGAAGGAAGCCAGCAAGCCUCAGGGAGGAGGUGGUCUGGCUGGAAAAGCUUCUCGUACUGGAGCAAAUGCCCCGAAGGUAGUUUGCCAGAUUUGCAGAACGGAGUUCAUGGCUUCCCAGUCGGACUCUCAGCUUAUGGGUCAUGUUGAAAACAAGCAUCCCAACAAGACCUUCGCUGACUGCUUCCCUGAGCGUGCCAAGGCCAAGGCGUAGAUAGCAUAGCCAUCUU
Blastocystis hominis is the source of this 346-nucleotide messenger RNA. RefSeq lists its product as hypothetical. The record is from RefSeq and is a predicted model, not a curated record. Bases 1 to 330 code for a protein of 109 amino acids. The transcript has 3 exons. Lineage: Eukaryota; Bigyra; Opalinata; Blastocystidae.